Molecule: messenger RNA, 1209 nt
Organism: Stylonychia lemnae
Lineage: Eukaryota; Ciliophora; Spirotrichea; Sporadotrichida; Oxytrichidae
Source: the annotation of a GenBank genome assembly
AUGAAUCUAAUUUACUGGAUUUAGUAUACUAAGAAUGACAGAUAUAAAUUAGAGGAGGAAAUACUAAUCAAAGUUAAAGAAAAGGAGGGUUUUCCUCACAUAAGUGAUGUGACUGAGAUCGAUGAUCAUUAAAUGAUUGUUAUGGACGUCCUUGGUGCCAACCUUAGGUCUCUCAAAGAGCAAUAAGGUGAGGCACUUCAUAAUUUAGGAUAUGUGCAUUGCGAUCUCAAACCUGAUAAUAUCCUUAUUGGUUGUAACACAGAGGAUACAAAUAUUUAUUUAAUCGAUUUUGGUCUUGCCCAUUGUUAUUUGAAUUCUAAAGGCCUGCACAUUCUACCUCCAAAGAAAGUAAAUUUUAAAGGAUCCAUAAGCUACUGCAGUCUUAAUCUUUUAAAUAAACAGUGUAUGUUCCUGUUUUAAUCUUAAUAUAACAUUUCAGAUCCAUCUAGAAGAGAUGACCUAGAAUCACUUCUCUAUGUUACUAUGUUUCUUCUUAAUGGUUAAUUACCAUGGAAUGAUGGGGCUCAGAAACUAAGAGGACAAGAGAGACUUAAUUACGUUAUUAAAAUGAAAUAGGAACUAAAAAUUGAACAAUAUGGCUAAAAUAUACCAAAAACCAAUGGGCUUACUAUAAAUGGGGUUUUCGAUUGGUCAGAUUCUGAUUUUGUUUUGCAAUCAUAGCUUUCAGUGCCAGUAAUCGUCCCUAACGAAAUAAUAAUGAAAUCAAUUUAUGAAAGAGACUUUCAUCGAGAAUCUAUUGAGAAUGCUUCGAUGGAAGUUGACUAUAAAGACAUUAUGUCUAUAGAAUUAGAGGAGAAUGUGUCUAUAACAUUGAUGGAGCUAUCACCGAAUAGAAAUUAACUAUCCUCAUUGAGUCCUGAUUCAAAAUUAAGUUCUUAAGAAAAUGGUAGCAACGACUCCUUUAAAUUUUAAAGUUUAAAUUAGUAAUAAAGAAUGUCUCCCAAGAAGAAGUCUCUAUUUAGCUUUCACAAUAAUUCAAAUAAGCAUAGGAGCUUCAACUUGAUGGAGUGUCAUGACAUAGAAGAAGAUGACCCUUUAACUAUUAACGAUGAACUAGUUGAUGUCUCAGAUAUAUCAGAUUCAAGAAUAAAAAGAGGUCUUUCGCUUAAAAACAGUUCAAAAGUUCUAACUAAAAUACAAAUAGACAGAAGAGAAAGUUAAAAGCUGAUAAGAAGAGAAUUUAUAUGA